Staurois parvus is the source of this 531-nucleotide messenger RNA. The record is from the annotation of a GenBank genome assembly. NCBI's taxonomy places the organism in Eukaryota, Metazoa, Chordata, Amphibia, Anura, Ranidae.
AUGGCAGUGCGGGCAAUGCUGCGCUUCCAGUCACCUGUGUACCCGCGGAACAGCCGGGGGAAGAGCGGCAAGCCGGCCGCCUACUGUGCGGAGCUGGUCAGGAAACGGGACUAUGAAGGAUUUUUAUGUACAUUGCUGUUGCCUCCAGAAUCCCAAAAUUCUGUGUUGGCUCUGCGGGCCUUUAAUGUAGAACUGUCACAUGCUGUGCAGAGACACAAACUGACAAAGCGAUGGCUGACAAGAAUCAUCGAUGACAGAGAAAAGAAUCUAGAUGAUAGAGCAUAUCGAAACAUUAAAGAGCUGGAAACAUACGCAGAGAACACACAGAGCUCCUUGCUGUACCUGACCUUGGAAACACUCGAUAUUAAAGAUGUUCACGCGGACCAUGCUGCCAGUCACGUUGGCAAAGCACAGGGUAUUGUCACAUGUUUGAGAGCCGUUCCUUUUCACAGCAGCCGGCGGCAGGUAUUCCUGCCUGUUGACAUCUGCAUUCUGGAGGAUUCCCCCUCUUUUGAUCUGAAGUUAUACUAG